This is a messenger RNA of Esox lucius (northern pike), 2268 nucleotides long. It is a transcript of the gene napbb, whose product is annotated as N-ethylmaleimide-sensitive factor attachment protein, beta b. The transcript has 10 exons. Bases 100 to 987 code for a protein of 295 amino acids. Gene Ontology annotation, cellular component: terminal bouton; synaptobrevin 2-SNAP-25-syntaxin-1a complex; vacuolar membrane. Gene Ontology annotation, molecular function: syntaxin binding; soluble NSF attachment protein activity. The record is from RefSeq and is a predicted model, not a curated record. Gene Ontology annotation, biological process: regulation of synaptic vesicle priming; synaptic transmission, glutamatergic; SNARE complex disassembly. Lineage: Eukaryota; Metazoa; Chordata; Actinopteri; Esociformes; Esocidae.
AAUAAAACCUUCGACAGUAAUCCUUCAUUACUAGAUUUCUAUGCGGAUACUCUCUUACUGCCAGCUAGCUAGCUACUAGUUUCACCGUUAUAAUCAGAAAUGGACAACACAGGGAAAGAGAAGGAAGCGAUUCAGCUUAUGGCUGACGCUGACAAGAAAGUGAAAACUUCUGGCUCGUUCUUGGGAGGCAUGUUUGGCGGACCUCAUAAAGUGGAGGAGGCGUGUGAAAUGUACUGCAGAGCAGCCAACAUGUUCAAGAUGGCUAAGAACUGGACCGCUGCGGGGAACGCCUUCUGCCAGGCAGCCCGGAUCCACAUGCAGCUCCAGAACAAACAUGACUCGGCCACCAGCUUCAUUGACGCAGGAAACGCUUACAAAAAGGCAGACCCCAACGAGGCGAUCAAGUGCUUAAGCGCAGCUGUUGAUAUAUACACAGACAUGGGAAGGUUCACCAUCGCAGCCAAACAUCACAUUACCAUAGCAGAGAUCUACGAGUCAGAACUGGUGGAUAUAGAGAAGGCCAUCGCCCACUAUGAGCAGGCAGCUGAUUACUACAAAGGAGAGGAGUCCAACAGUUCUGCCAACAAGUGUCUGCUGAAGGUCGGGGCCUACGCUGCUCAGCUGGAGCAGUACGCCAAGGCCAUCGAGAUCUAUGAACAGGUUGGAUCAAGCACCAUGGACAAUCCUUUACUGAAAUACAGCGCCAAAGAGUACUUCUUCAAAGCAUCUCUCUGUCACUUCAUCGUGGACGAACUCAACGCUAAACUUGCUGUUGAGAAGUAUGAAGAGAUGUUCCCAGCUUUCUCUGACUCGCGAGAGUGCAAACUGUUGAAGAAACUCCUGGAUGCCCACGAGGAACAGAACAGUGAAGCGUUCACAGAGGCGAUUAAAGAGUUUGACUCUAUCUCCCGUCUGGACCAAUGGCAGACCACCAUGCUGCUGCGCAUCAAGAAGACCAUCCAGGGGGACGAGGGGGACCUGAAGUGAACCUACACCGGAGGGAACACACCCCGACAGGGGCACACAUUAUGGCAUGCCGCCCCUUUCCAAUACUCCCCCACUAAUUCUCCCUCACUCAUUCCCUAUUGUUUUAGUGCAAUGACCAUCCCAAUUCUUCCUUACAGUUUGUCCUGUUAGCUAAAAUGGCUGCCAUGUGUAGGCCUCCAGAAAAUCUGUAGAGAAUGUAUACUCUGUUCAUUCCUAGUCAUUAUGUUGAAUUGUAAUAUGAUAUAGUAUAUGAAUGCCCUCAUAUUAAUAUCGCCAAACCCUAGUUAAUGUGGAUCCUGUCAGAGCUCUUUUCGGAGGGUAUGUGCAGAAUAUUUCCUGUUUAGUGGACAUUAGCCAGAAGGGCCGAGACAUAGUCACUGAUGUUAGUAUUGAGAGCCUGAAUACUGCAUGAUUUGUACAGUUGUAAUUAAUUAUUCUAAGUUCAGUAGACAGAGCUUUUUAUCUAAAAAGGUGUAUUUAAAUAUGUAUUUAAACAUUGUUUAUGGUUGUGUACACACUUUAUUUAUUUGAUUUAGGAAUGUUGUAAGAUUGUUACUGGUCUUUGGCUUUAAAAGGAAAUUCCGGUCGUUAUCAUAAGUGGUUCUUGUAAACCAACGUAUUCCAGCCUGAGCGUUGACAAUGAAUGUUUUUAUAACCCAAACAAAUGAAAAAGACAUUGAUGUAUAAUUUUGCCUAUUCCACCAAGACCCAGCCAGAAAGCAUAUAGGAAAUGCAGAAUCUGAUGUUGGCUUUAUUUUGUAUUCCCCGUAUAUAAUUUCCUAUUCUGUAUUUUUUAUGAAGGUGUUAUCUACAACUAGCAUCUUUACACAUGUUUUGGGUAAUCUGCCAAUGUGAGGUGACUUCAUAAUUCUGCUUGUAAAAAAAAAAAAGUAUUAUUUUUAAACUCAGAGCGAGCUAAGGUAAAAAUGCUAAGAAAAUCACUUGUCUUCUAGUUAGAGCACUUUCACGUCUAAACCCCAGCCUGUUUGUGUUAUGUUGAUGUGCUAUAUGUUGUGAAGUUAUAACCAUGUCGCUGCGUAUUAGUGCUCCGUCUUGCUGACCACUAGCAUAGCUGCAUGUUAUUGUGUCUCGUUUUUGGUGGUGUUCCACAUUUCCUAGUAGUAUUACUUGCACCAAGAUUUCUACAGUGCCCCCCAAACACACAUGUGGGGACUUUCAGCCUCUGUAUCAAGCUUCUUUCAGACAGAAUAGUGCUUGUUUCUUUUUAUUUUAUCUGUGUGUGAGAACAGACAGAAAUAAAGACAUAUCUAUCUUAUUCUU